AGCCCCGACCAGAGAGGGGGAGAGAGGACAAGGCGGCGGAGAGAGGAGCACGGAGCGUGAGACAGAGGAAGAGAAAGAGACAGAGAGGAGGAGAGCGGAGGAGAGAGGAGGAGGAGGAGGAGGAGAGCUGCUGCGCAGGCUGUUUCCACCUCCUACUGGCCGCUGGCGUCUGCUGCUUUUUGCGGGCUGGUUGUGGAGCCUCCGUGGAGCCGUGCGGGUCUGGUGCGUUUUGGAGGAGGAGGAGGAGGAGGAGGAGGAGGAGGAGGAAGAGGAGCCUGUUGGCUGGAUUAUUACACACAUAUACAUUGACAUAUACACACACGCUCCCCGCUCCCGCCCGGUCCUCGGAGCCCGGAUCUCGGAGCCCGGAGCCCGGAUCGGUUUUUGCGCGGCGCUCCUCUGGAGCUCGUCUUCUAAAUGUUGGAGGAGGACCCGGAGGACAGCAGGAGCAAGGCUGGCGGCGCAGCGGCGACCGCCUCCGACUAGAGGAAAUAUGUGGCUGCCCUGGCUCACUUGUGCACUUGUGUUGGGAACUUUGUGUGCAGCGCUGAGCCCCGGCGAGGCCAACUCCAGGGAGUGUUUGUACUACAACGUCAACUACGAGAUCGAGAAGACCAACCAGAGCGGCGUGGAGCGCUGCGAGGGCGACGCCGACAAACGCUCGCACUGCUACGCGUCAUGGAGGAACAACUCGGGCUCCAUCGAGCUGGUGAAAAAAGGAUGCUGGCUGGACGACUUCAACUGCUACGACCGGCAGGAGUGUGUCGCCACGGAGGAGAGUCCUCAGGUCUUCUUCUGCUGCUGUGAAGGAAACUUCUGCAACGAGAAGUUCACACACCUGCCAGACAUCAGCGGCCCAUCGUUGGCUCCGUCCGUCAGCGUUGGCGUCCUGAAUGUGCUGGUUUACUGCCUGCUGCCCGUCACCGUGCUGUCUGUCGCCCUGCUCACCGUCGCCUGGAUGUACCAGCACCGCAAGCCUCCGUACGGACACGUGGACAUCGCUGAGGACCCUGGUCCCCCUCCUGCCUCCCCCCUGCUGGGUCUCAAGCCCCUGCAGCUGCUGGAGGUGAAGGCCGUGGGGCGUUUCGGCUGCGUCUGGAAGGCCCAGAUCAUGAACGAAUACGUGGCCGUCAAGAUCUUCUCCAUCCAGAAUAAGCUGUCGUGGGAGAAUGAAAGAGACAUGUUCAUCACGCCCGGCAUGAGGCACGAGAACAUCCUGAAGUACAUCGGCGCAGAGAAACGAGGGAGUCACCUGGAGGCUGAGCUCUGGCUCAUCACCGAGUAUCAUGAGAGGGGCUCCCUGUCGGACUUCCUGAAGGGAAAUGUGAUCAGCUGGUCCGAGCUGUGUCAGAUAGCGGAGUCGAUGGCUCGCGGCCUUGCUUACCUUCACGAAGACGUCCCCCGGCAGAAAGGGGAGGGGCCCAAACCGGCCAUCGCUCACAGGGAUUUGAAGAGUAAAAACAUCAUGUUGCGUUCAGACCUCACAGCAGUAAUCGGAGACUUUGGCCUCGCUGUUUCCUUCGAGCCGGGGAAACCACCUGGAGAGACACAUGGACAGGUGGGGACCAGGCGCUACAUGGCUCCGGAGGUUUUAGAAGGAGCCAUCAACUUCCAGCGAGACGCCUUCCUCCGGAUCGACAUGUACUCCACGGGCCUGGUGCUGUGGGAGCUGGUGUCCCGCUGCAAGGCCGCCGAUGGGCCAGUGGAUGAGUACAUGCUGCCGUUUGAGGAGGAGGUCGGCCAGCAUCCGUCUCUGGAGGACCUGCAGGAAGUGGUGGUCCAUAAGAAGAUGAGACCGGCCCUCAAAGACCUGUGGUUCAAACACAGCGGUCUGGCUCACGUCUGUGAGACGGUGGAGGAGUGCUGGGAUCACGACGCCGAGGCUCGACUCUCCGCCGGCUGCGUGGAGGAGAGGAUCUCCCACAUCCGCCGGCUCACCGCCACCAUGGCCCCGCCUACCUCCGACCACCACGCCCUCCUGGUCUCCACCGUCACACCCGUCCCCAUGGUCACAAACGUGGACCUGCCGCCCAAAGAGUCCAGUAUAUGAAGAGAAAGCAGCUGAUUUUCCUCCAGUUCGGUGCAACUACUUCCUCAAAAAUCCCAGAAAGAUGCGGAACGUGUCACCUUUCCUCUGUGGAGUCUCACAUCCAGAAACCGGACUGAAAGAAGCUGCUACUUCACGUCUACAGACGUCCCUCUCUUCGUCCUCCUCGGGCAAAUAUUACCAGCACACAUCCGGGUUUUUCUUAAGUUUUCCUCAGUACUGACUCAUUUUUUUAACCAAGUGUGUGUUUGAUGAGAAAACAAAGUGAACACACUAACGGGUAAAGCCCACACUGAAACGCAUUCAGGUCCCGACUCAGUGAAUGCUCGUCUAUCUCCAGGUACCUCAGCGACUGCUUUCCUUACUUUACUCUUUCUUGCGCAUUCUUCCCUUCCUUCCGCCAUCGUCCGUUCACUCAACACAUCUUAUCUACCUACCUGGACACUCGGCAACCGCGUCACCUAGCAACCCUCUACCAUCAGGAGACCGUUGGGAAUUCUUUUGGUUUCCUACGAUGCUGCAAAACCCUUCUAGGAACAACAAGACUGUUACACAGGAUGCCGGCAGAAAUCUCUCUCUUUUUUUUAUUGUUCUUCUGUGGCCGCAUGCUGCCAUUCACCUUCGGAUCCAACGGGUUGCGUUCAAAGAGACGGGAACAGGAAGUGAUGUCAGCAGGAACAAGGCGUGGAUGGCGUAGGGGCACAUCUUGCAUGCAGAGAUUGAUUGACUUGGCUCAACCACAGCAUUUUGGUUGGGCUGGAAAUAAAACUUCUCAGGGCGGGGGCGGGGGCAGGGCUGGGAGGGGAGGGGAGGGGAGGGGCUGCAGGUUUCCACACUGAGAGGGGGCGGUGCCAACAUCAGGUGUUGGCCUUUGGUAGGAGGGGCUUAUCUUAGGGUGCUGAAUCCUGAAUAUGUAAGCUGCCCAGACAAGGGUAACUAAAAAAAAAAAAAAAAAAAAAAAAAUGGUGCAAGACCUUGUGAUGCAUCGAGCGCAUUCAGGUCGAUGUGUGUGAAUGUUUUUCUGUUUCAUGCUGGUUUUAUACUGCUGAUUUAUGUCCGUCCGUGUCCUCGUUUGUUACCUGGAGGUCAGGUGGUGACUUUGGUCCCAGAGCCGUUUUUUUUUUUAUCAGAGAGA
Molecule: messenger RNA, 3182 nt
Organism: Mugil cephalus (flathead mullet)
Lineage: Eukaryota; Metazoa; Chordata; Actinopteri; Mugiliformes; Mugilidae
Product: activin receptor type-2B-like
Exons: 11
Coding region: 494-2050 (518 amino acids)
Biological process (GO): cellular response to growth factor stimulus; protein phosphorylation; activin receptor signaling pathway
Cellular component (GO): plasma membrane; activin receptor complex
Molecular function (GO): activin receptor activity; ATP binding; activin binding
Source: RefSeq, a predicted model, not a curated record